GUCACCCACAACGGUGAGACGCGCGCUCCCGCCCCACCACUAGCGCGCGCCGCCGUUGCUGCGGAAUUGACGGGGCUGCCGUCGGCGCGAGAGCGGAUACAGACACUCACCUAGAAAAUAAUGAACAACAAAUUUGACGCCCUGAAAGAUGACGACAGCGGAGAUCACGACCAGGACAACAGCUCACCGAAAGACGGGGAGAAGGAAAAAAAUGACGAAGAGGAGAACGACUCGAACACUACCAAGAGAAAGGCGGUGGUCCCGGGGGCCGGUGAGCACCCUCUUCAGUACAACUACACGUUCUGGUAUUCUCGCCGUACACCAGGACGGCCAGCCAGCACACAGAGCUACGAACAGAACAUCAAACAGAUCGGCAGCUUUGCUUCGGUGGAGCAGUUCUGGCGUUUUUAUAGUCACAUGAUCCGACCGGGUGAUCUGACUGGUCACAGCGAUUUCCACCUGUUUAAGGAAGGAAUCAAACCCAUGUGGGAGGAUGAUGCUAAUAAGAGUGGAGGCAAAUGGAUCAUCCGGCUUCGGAAAGGCCUGGCGUCACGCUGCUGGGAGAAUCUGAUCUUGGCGAUGCUGGGCGAGCAGUUCAUGGUGGGCGAGGAGAUCUGUGGGGCUGUGGUUUCUGUUCGCUUCCAGGAGGAUAUCAUUUCUAUCUGGAAUAAGACGGCCAGUGACCAGGCCACCACUGCUCGCAUUAGAGACACGUUACGCAGAGUCCUCAACCUGCCUCCUAAUACCAUUAUGGAGUAUAAAACACACACCGAUAGCAUCAAAGCUUGGGAGGAUUUCCAUGGUCUUGUGAAUGCAAGCGGAGGCCGCUAGUUUUUCACCUGAAGAGCGUGUGACGGAUUAUCAAGACACCAUUCUCGGCGAAACGGACGUUUCCGAGGAAGCGAUCUGUUUUUAAUAGAAAAACGAACGGGACGUCGUGAAAAGGGUCAGCAUGAAACAUUUUUACUCUUGAAGACUUGCGGCUUCUGUUUUUAUAAUCAUCCAAACGCCACAUCACCUGAAAACUCUCACCGAAGAAGAAGAAGAAGAAACCAAAUCGUCAACAUGUGAACGAAUGUUUUCCAUUCAGUCAUUAGCUGGAGCUCUCAGAGGGACACAGCGGGACCACAUAGUUCAGCCACCGUGACAUGAACUAAUGGCUGGGAACUGCCACCGUUUUCCAAGAAGAAAAACAACAUGCCCUUGUUUAGUACAGUCGCAUUUAACUGAAUCAUCAUCUGAGUAACACAGCCUCGUGAGGAGGAAGACACGAUUCACUUAGGUCACAUUAUUUACCAAUGAGGUUGCAGGUUGAUGGGGAUAUUUUACUAUAGUGCAGUAUUUUAGCUACAGUGUUGAGUUGUUUUAAAAUAGAACUGUUGUACAAAAAAAAAAUUAUAUUUCUAAACGUAUUCGGAGAGCUCUAUAAUGGCAAACUUUUUAUUUCUCCUGAGCUGAGAGAGUGUAAACCCAAAGGACAGUGCCCUGUCAGGGAUGGGUACCACGCUGCCUGAUUUCACUGUGCCUGGCCUUCGCCUCCGGCAAAUCACUGAAUCUCAAGAGCGCUCCACAUCCUGGCACUCCGCUGGAGGAGACCGCACUGGAGACGCGACUCGUAGGACUCCAAGCCCUGUUUUAGAAACCGCUCGAAUAACUAACAAACACUGAUCUGUUAACGGGGCUGCGUAUCAACACCUACUUCAUACUGCCUGAAAUUCAGUGCUGGUGCUGGACAGCUGUAUUCGAGGUACUUAAAAAAGUGGAAAGGAAAGGUUUUUAAUUACGAUUGAUCAUAGCAAUAAAUGUCGAUUAUGCAUCUGCUGCUAA
Puntigrus tetrazona (Sumatra barb) is the source of this 1827-nucleotide messenger RNA. RefSeq names its product eukaryotic translation initiation factor 4E family member 2 (gene eif4e2). The record is from RefSeq and is a predicted model, not a curated record. Lineage: Eukaryota; Metazoa; Chordata; Actinopteri; Cypriniformes; Cyprinidae. The coding region runs from base 121 to 831 and encodes 236 amino acids. Gene Ontology annotation, cellular component: eukaryotic translation initiation factor 4F complex; cytoplasm. Gene Ontology annotation, molecular function: RNA 7-methylguanosine cap binding; translation initiation factor activity. The transcript has 8 exons. Gene Ontology annotation, biological process: translational initiation.